AUGUACUUUAAUGCAGGUCCAAAAAAAACUAAGAAUAAAAAAGACAAGAAGGAACCAAAAAUAAUUAAACCAUUGUUACCACCAGCAAUACCACCACCACCACUAACACAGGGUGAAUUCAUAUGCAUACACAUUGGUCAAGCUGGUGUUCAAGUUGGAUCAGCAUGUUGGGAAUUAUUUUGCCUUGAACAUGGCAUUAAUCCUGAUGGGUCGGUUCAUCAACUGACCACAAGUUCAACAUCAUUUUUUUCUUUAUCUCAGACAGACUCGUACGUUCCGAGAGCUUUGUUGGUGGACACUGAACCUUCAGUUAUAGAUACAAUAAGAGUUGGAAGUAAUCAAAAGCUUUUUCUUACUCAGAGUUUGAUAAAUGGAAAUGAGAGUGCAGCAAGUAACUAUGCCACUGGAUUUUAUGGAUUGGGCAGGAAACUAUCAUCGGCUGUUAUGGAUCAAUUAUCACAUUUAGCAGAGGACUGUAGUUCAUUACAAGGAAUUAUUUUGUUCAGAUCAAUAGGUGGUGGUACUGGAUCUGGAAUGGGUUCAAGAAUUAUUAAAAACAUCAAAAACACUUAUCCCAGCAAAACUAUUAUUGAUUUUAAUAUUUGCUCUUCACCAGAAUUGUCACCAGUUAUAGUGGAACCAUAUAAUGCUGCUUUUACCACUUAUGAGAACUUAGAUGAUGUUAAUUGUUCUUUGCUCUUUGAUAACAAAUCAUUGUAUCAUAUAUGUGGCUCAAAAUUAGAUUUGCCCAAUCCUACACAUGGAAACAUUAAUAAUAUUAUAGCACAGGUCACAUCGGGAAUCACUUCAUCACUCCGGUUUGAAGGUUCAAUGAUGAAUAAUAUUACAGACUUAUUAACAAACUUAAUACCACAACCUAGAUUGCAUUUCCCAAUAAUUACAUACGCUCCUAAUACAAACAAUAUUCAUUUUAUUCCAUCAACGUGUACCCAAUUAGCUGCAAUGAGCUUUGAUCGUACUAACCAAAUGAUCAAAAUUGACCCUGCUCUAGGAAAAUACGUAUCAGUUUGCAUGAUGUUCCGAGGAGAUCUGAAACCAACCGAUAUAAAUACAACCAUUGCCUAUAUUCAAAGAGAACAUUCUUUUCCAGUAACAGGAAAUAUGAUUUCUCCAAUAUUCAAGUUUGGUCUAUGCUAUCAACCUAUCAUCACCACGUCAUGUAGUGGAACCUUUGCGGCUUCCAGGGCAAUAACAACAUUGUCAAAUAAUACGGCGGUUAAACAUCGCUGGAUUAACAUGAUGAAGAAUUACAACAAAUUGUUUUCCAAACGAGCAUACUUACACCAUUAUAUUGGUGAAGGUAUGGAUGAAGAAUUGUUUAAUGUAACCAAUGAUAAAAUUUCAAAAUUAAUUGAGGAAUACAACCAAGUUGAAAGUACUCAACAAUCUUAACACCAAAAUUGUUGUUAAAAUUAUAUUUCUAUAUAAUG
Sipha flava (yellow sugarcane aphid) is the source of this 1451-nucleotide messenger RNA. RefSeq names its product tubulin alpha-2 chain-like. Gene Ontology annotation, biological process: microtubule cytoskeleton organization; mitotic cell cycle. The record is from RefSeq and is a predicted model, not a curated record. Gene Ontology annotation, molecular function: GTP binding; structural constituent of cytoskeleton. Gene Ontology annotation, cellular component: cytoplasm; microtubule. Bases 1 to 1413 code for a protein of 470 amino acids. The transcript is spliced from 6 exons. NCBI's taxonomy places the organism in Eukaryota, Metazoa, Arthropoda, Insecta, Hemiptera, Aphididae.